Mus pahari (shrew mouse) is the source of this 4372-nucleotide messenger RNA. It is a transcript of the gene Cdh19, whose product is annotated as cadherin 19. The coding region runs from base 476 to 2788 and encodes 770 amino acids. Lineage: Eukaryota; Metazoa; Chordata; Mammalia; Rodentia; Muridae. Gene Ontology annotation, molecular function: cadherin binding; calcium ion binding. Gene Ontology annotation, biological process: calcium-dependent cell-cell adhesion; homophilic cell-cell adhesion; cell-cell junction assembly. Gene Ontology annotation, cellular component: catenin complex; adherens junction; plasma membrane. The record is from RefSeq and is a predicted model, not a curated record. The transcript is spliced from 12 exons.
GAGAGAGAGAGAGAGAGAGAGAGAGAGAGAGAGAGGAGAAAGUUGGAUCGUACUACUUGUUUAGCUGUCUCCAUUUUAACCUCAGACUAAGAACGGACAUCAGAAUGCCCUUAUGGUACUUUAAACAAAAGCCUCAGUGUUCAUGAUUUUACUUGGAGAACCGAAAAUAGCAUUGAGUAAGCACUGACAUACUGACGUGCUGUGCUACUAAAAGCCCAGCAUCCCUUAAUCAGAGCUCAGUAAUCCACGGAGAUUCUGCUGAGAAGCCUGUAAAAGCAAAUCCUCUCUUCUACUUCUUUUCUCAUGUAACUGCUAAGAGGCUGCAGAUUCAGUUUCUGGAGUUCUAGGAUUUAAAUCUGACAAGGAACAUACAGGAUACUUAAAAUUAUUCAAGAUUAUUGAGAAACAAACACAUUUGGUUUGGAUCAGUCCUGUUCCUUUAUAGAAUAAGAACUGGAAUCAAAUACACACCAGAAUGAAUUACUGCUUCUUGAAACACUGGAUAUUGAUGACUCCUCUUCUAUGGCCUUGCCUUAAAGUUGCAGAGACCUUGAAAGCUGAGAAGGCUCAGCGAGCAGUACCAUCUACUGGGAGAGCUAAGCGUGCCUGGGUGUGGAGCCCAUUUGUUGUACUAGAGGAAAUGGAUACUAUACAAUGUGUUGGACAGCUAAGAUCUGACUUAGACAAUGGAAACAACUCUUUCCAGUACAAGCUGCUGGGGACUGGUGCUGGAAGCUUUAGCAUUAAUGAAAGAACAGGUGAAAUAUGUGCCAUACAGAAGCUUGAUAGAGAAGAACAAUCCCUCUACAUUCUGAGAGCCCAGGUAAUAGACACCACUACUGGGAAGGCUGUGGAAACUGAAUCCGAGUUUGUCAUCAGAGUUUUGGAUAUCAAUGACAAUGAACCCCGAUUCCUAGAUGAACCGUAUGAGGCCAUUGUACCUGAGAUGUCUCCAGAAGGAACAUUUGUCAUCAAGGUGACAGCCAAUGAUGCAGAUGAUCCUUCAACUGGCUAUCAUGCUCGCAUCCUAUAUAAUUUAGAACGAGGCCAACCAUACUUUUCUGUUGAGCCAACAACAGGAGUCAUAAGAAUAUCUUCUAAAAUGGAUAGAGAGUUGCAAGAUACAUACUGUGUAAUUAUUCAAGCCAAGGACAUGCUCGGUCAGUCUGGAGCCCUGUCUGGAACAACGACUGUAUCAAUUAAGCUGUCAGAUAUUAAUGACAACAAGCCAAUAUUCAAAGAAAGUUUCUACCGCUUCACUGUAUCUGAAUCUGCACCCAGUGGAACAUCAAUAGGGAAAAUUAUGGCAUAUGAUGAUGACAUAGGGGAGAAUGCAGAGAUGGAGUACAGCAUUGAAGAUGAUGAUUCAAAAACAUUUGACAUAAUCAUUGACAGUGACACCCAAGAGGGGAUAGUUAUACUUAAAAAGAAAGUUGAUUUUGAGCAGCAGAGUCACUAUGGCAUUCGAGCUAAAGUUAAAAACUGUCAUGUGGAUGAAGAGCUCGCACCUGCCCAUGUUAACGCCUCCACAACCUACAUUAAAGUUCAAGUAGAAGAUGAAGAUGAACCUCCUGUUUUCCUCUUACCAUAUUACAUAUUUGAAAUUCCUGAAGGAAAGCCAUAUGGAGCAAUUGUUGGGACGGUUUCUGCCAUAGACCCAGAUCGAAGACAAUCUUCUAUGAGAUAUUCUCUCACUGGAAGCAAAAUGUUUGAUAUCAAUGACAAUGGAACAAUAAUUACCACUAACAUGCUUGAUAGAGAGGUCAGUGCUUGGUACAACUUGAGUGUCACAGCUACUGAAAUAUACAAUGUACAACAGAUCUCUUCAGCUCAUGUUUAUGUACAAGUUUUUAACAUAAACGACAAUGCUCCUGAGUUCUCUCAAUUCUAUGAGACUUAUGUUUGUGAAAAUGCUGAAUCUGGUGAGAUAAUUCAGAUCAUCAGUGCAAUCGAUAGAGAUGAAUCCAUAGAAGAUCACCAUUUUUACUUUAAUCAUUCUGUGGAAGACACAAACAACUCAAGUUUUAUGCUAACAGACAAUCAAGAUAACACAGCUGUAAUUCUGAGUAAUAGAACUGGUUUUAACCUUAAAGAAGAGCCUGUCUUCUACAUGGUCAUCUUGAUUGCUGACAACGGAAUCCCAUCUCUGACAAGCACGAACACUCUCACUAUACAAGUCUGUGACUGUGGAGACAGUAGAAACACGGAGACUUGUGCUAACAAGGGACUUCUCUUUAUCAUGGGAUUCAAAACAGAGGCAAUAAUUGCCAUCGUGAUAUGUGUUAUGGUAAUAUUUGGGUUUUUCUUUUUGAUUCUUGCUCUAAAACAGCGAAGAAAGGAGACUCUAUUUCCAGAGAAGACGGAGGAUUUUAGGGAGAAUAUAUUUUGCUAUGAUGAUGAAGGCGGCGGGGAAGAAGACUCAGAAGCCUUUGAUAUCGUAGAGCUGAGACAAAGUACAGUAAUGAGAGAAAGAAAGCCACGGAGAAGCAAGAGCGCAGAGAUCAGGAGCCUGUACAGGCAGUCCCUGCAGGUGGGCCCAGACAGCGCCAUAUUUCGAAAAUUUAUCCUAGAGAAGCUUGAAGAAGCCAACACGGAUCCAUGUGCUCCCCCCUUUGACUCACUACAGACAUUUGCCUAUGAGGGAACAGGGUCAUCAGCUGGCUCUCUGAGCUCCUUGGGAUCCAGAGACACUGAUCAGGAGGAUGACUUUGACUACCUUAAUGAUCUGGGGCCUCGUUUUAAAAGAUUAGCAAAUAUGUUUGGCUCUGCAGUGCAACCCAACAUUUAAGGCUUUCUAAUAUCAGCAUGCAAUAAAUAUUAAGGUAUAUUUACAUAAAAUGACAGGCUUUGUGGAGAAUUUCCUACUCUGGCUUUCUGCUGGCAGGAGACCUGAUUUGUAAAAUUAUGAUCUCUUCAAGUACACAGUUAUGGUGAUUCUUGUUCAACACAGAGCUUGGGAGGGAUGCAGCCAAUCAGAGUUGAUAUGUCACAGCAAAGAAUGAGUACUACAACACUGAAACGGUCAUCUAGAAUUUUGCCGUGUAAUCCAAUGUAGAUUUUCAACAAUUCUAAAGGACAAAAAUUUGCCAAAGAAAGCUAUCUGCAUAGUUUUCCAUCUAUUCAUUCUUUUACAAAGUAAAUAGGAAGCCUCUGUGUGCACCAUGCUUUUGAUACUGUGGAGAGAUCAAUUUUAACAACAAGGAGAAUUCUGGGUGGUUUCAUAAAAGCAUACACAUAUUUUCGUUAUAUGAAUAACCAGUUUUCUGAUUGAGAUACUAUGCAUUAUUAGAAAACUUUUAAAAUGUUUUCAGAGAUUACUCCUUAAUACUCCAAAUUUGGCUCUACUUAAUAUAUAAAUUUAUCAGAGUUACAUAGUAACUUGUGUUGUUUGAUGGUUCUGAGUUUGCACAAAGAAGGAAAUCAAGUGAUAUGCUUAAGGGCUUUCAGAGAUUUAUAUUUUUAGCAACUCCAAAUGCCUUUCCUUUUCAUGUAAAAUUACAAUGAUCAAAUACAUGUCAACAUUUACUUGUGAUUAAAUUAUGACUAGUGGAACUGAUGGAUGGUACAGAUUAAGGGUAUUUUGCUUUCUACUGAAGUUGAGAUAGCUAAAUAACAUCUCUACUGGAUUCAAAUUUGAAUUAUUAUUUACCCCAAGAAUUAUAAUCACCUGCACUGUCUAUCUCUAUCCACACAAAUAAAAACAUGAUGCCACUCUCUUCAUUAGUUUUUCUGUUAAGAACUUAGCAUGUGGCUUAUUACCCAGUGUCAUUUUAGAAAUAUUAAAAUAGAAAUAAGAAGUAAUGGCAACUUCUCAUUAUAAUGUUAUGGAGGAACUAAGCUGUCAGUCAUAAAACUUCAGGGUAAAUUAGGUUACAUAGUAAUUGAUAAUAAAACACAGUAUUCUAAACUGACUUUUAAAGAAUGUUUCUUAUUAUAUCCAAAUCAAGAUGGAGUUCAAAUUUGAUAUUUCAUUUGUAAAUAAUGUAUUAAGUACAAUGGUUUUAAAAUGUAUAAUGUGCCCAUUUUGUUUCCUUUAUGACCUUGAACUAAACUAUGUAUAUGAAAUAUUAUAAUUUUGUACGUAAUAGGGCAGUUGAAUAGCUAUAUUUUUCUUUGUAAUCUGAAACAUAUACACCCAUGUAACAUAAUAAAGGGAAAGAAUAUCAAUUUGGAAUGGGAAACAUUUUGUUUGUACCACAGACAUUACUCAUAAGACCAUGAAGCAGUCACAUUAGAAAUAUACCAGUUAAGAUAGUAAAGUAGAUGAGAUAUUGUCUGUUAUUGUAGAUCAUUACACAUUAAUAGUGUUAUGAUCUGGGCAGAAAUAAAGUACAAAACAGAAAUGUUAUAAGGAAAAACCUAAAAACUAUAA